CUGGGCAUUCUUGCAUCGCCCCUCACGACCAUCGACCGCAGCACACCUGACACCGAAGCCGCAAUAGACGCUGUGCUUGCCCUCGCUGAACAGCACGAAGCCGCCGAGAUACUCGUCGGCAUACCCUACCUGAUGUCUGGCCGCAUCGGAGCGCAGGCGCGCAUCACGCUCGACUUCGCCCAAGCCCUGUCAGAGCGCACAAACAUCCCCAUCACCCACACCGACGAGCGCCUCUCAUCCGUCCAGGCCGACCGAAUGCUCACCCAGUCCGGCACAUCAAACACGCGCGACAAAGGCCGCACCGACUCAGCCGCCGCAGCCGUCAUCCUCCAAGCCUACCUCGACGCCAGAAGCUGA
Geodia barretti is the source of this 357-nucleotide messenger RNA. Lineage: Eukaryota; Metazoa; Porifera; Demospongiae; Tetractinellida; Geodiidae. The record is from the annotation of a GenBank genome assembly.